Aspergillus heteromorphus CBS 117.55 is the source of this 2666-nucleotide messenger RNA. RefSeq names its product putative SIR2 family histone deacetylase (Hst4). The transcript has 2 exons. The record is from RefSeq and is a predicted model, not a curated record. Gene Ontology annotation, molecular function: histone deacetylase activity, NAD-dependent; NAD+ binding. Gene Ontology annotation, cellular component: mating-type region heterochromatin. Gene Ontology annotation, biological process: pericentric heterochromatin formation; replication-born double-strand break repair via sister chromatid exchange; negative regulation of transcription by RNA polymerase II. Bases 448 to 2250 code for a protein of 600 amino acids. Lineage: Eukaryota; Fungi; Ascomycota; Eurotiomycetes; Eurotiales; Aspergillaceae.
GUCCACUUGACCUCACCACUUGCUGCCCUCCAGCCCUUCACGCAAACCAAACCCUGGCCGUGUUAGUCACGGGGUGUUGCUCUCUCUGUCUCUGCCUCCUCCCUCUGCCUCCCUCCGCUGCUCGUCUUUUCUUCUUUCAACCAUCCUGCUCUUCGUUUGUGUGGCCUUCUCCUCCCAAAUCCAGGAGAACCCGACGACAGGAGCCCAGGGAAGCCGUAUUUCUUUCGGGACAGCCCCCUUGCCGUCAAUUCCACUUGCCAAUUGAUGUUCCCGUUCGUCUCCAGCCGCUCCAUGAUUUUCUUUCGGGACGAUAUCUAGCUUUGAUCCCCAACCGUUCCGUGAACAGCUCGUCUGGUCCUUUCCCCCCCCCUCUCUCUUUCGCUCCCCCUUCGAUUUUCUCGGUCUCACUCUCGCCGUCCGCUACCUUCAUAGCGACGGCUUGACUUAAUGGCGCCAUCUCGUUCGACCACCACCACUACCACCACCACUACCACUACCAACAACUCCGCCCGCUCGACUCCCAACAGCCUGCUGGCCUCGCUGGGCAUGGAUGACGAUUCGGAUUGUUCCAGCCUAAGCUCGGCGCCGGCAUCGCCGCUGGCACCUCCUGGGUUCUAUCCCUCGCCGCCGCCGUCGCAGGACGCGGGCGAGUCUAGCGCCGCCCGCGGCCAAGACGACUUGCCGCCCGCCAGAAAGAAGCGACGGGUAGCCGCCCCGAAGGAACGCUGCACGCAGCAUCUCGACCUCUCGCCCUCCGCGAGCCUCUCUCUCGGCGAGCAGCAGUCGCAGAUCGAUUACCUCGUCAAAACCCUCCGCGGGAACCGCAAAGUCGUCGUGAUUGCCGGCGCGGGUAUCUCCACCUCCGCAGGAAUUCCCGAUUUCCGCUCCACCGAUGGGCUUUUCAAAACCCUCCAGAAGAAACACAACCUUAAGGCGUCCGGCAAGCUCCUGUUCGACGCCGCCGUCUACCAGGAUGAGACGUUGACCGCCUCCUUCCAAGACAUGGUACGGUCGCUGUCCGAAGACGCGGCCAACACCAACCCCACAGCUUUCCACCACAUGCUGGCUCGUAUCAGUCAGGAGAACCGUCUCACCCGACUGUAUACGCAGAACAUCGACGGCAUCGAGUCCUCCAUGCCUCCGCUGGCAACGCAGAUUCCGCUCAAUGUCAAAGCACCCUGGCCGCGGACCAUCCAACUGCAUGGGAGUCUAGACAAGAUGGUCUGCCAAAAGUGUCGCUACCUGAGCGAUUUUGAUCGGGUCAUGUUCGACCGUCCCGACGCUCCCGAAUGCCCCGAAUGUACGCGUAACAACGACUUUCGUAUUGAGACCGGCCAACGUAGCCACGGCGUCGGCAAGCUGAGACCGCGGAUCGUUUUGUACAACGAACACAACCCCGACGAGGACGCCAUCACCUCCGUCAUGAAUGCCGAUAUCCGCUCCCGUCCGGACGCCUUGAUUGUGGUCGGCACCAGCUUGAAGAUUCCUGGCGUUCGUCGCCUGGUGAAGAGCCUCUGCUCCGUGGUCAGGAGCCGUCGCAACGGCGUGACGAUGUGGAUCAACAAUGAACCUCCGACCCAGAAGGAGUUCGAGAACUGCUGGGAUCUGAUGAUUAAGGGUGACUGCGAAGAAGUGGCACGGCUUGCCGACUUGAAACGGUGGGAUGCGAAGGAGAUAUUCGACGAGUGCGACUCAUCCGAAGUCGAACGGGUCAAGAGAGAACAAGGCGAGGUGUCUGUCGUUGUCACGCCGAGCAAGAAGCGACCAACCCCGACCGGCUUCCUUACACCAUCGUCCAGUUACGAUGAUGAAGCCCAGCCCAACUCGAAGAGAUCCUGCCCCAACCCCGCCAGCCGCGGACGGAGCCUUCAGGACGUCCUCCAGGCGUCCAAGGCGACAAAGCCCAAGAAGGCUGCUCCGAAGAAGACCGCGCCUAAAGGACGGGCGGCAAAGAAGGCCGAACCGGCGAAGAACUCCAAGAUCAACAGUUUUGGACGGGUCACCAAGGCUCAAAAGGCCAUGGCGACCAGUGACAAGGCAUCGAAGCCGGAGAAGGACGACAACAAGCCGAUGCACCCGUUGCCUCCCGGAGCUGCUCGCAACAACGGGCCCAACCCCAUGUUCCCUAACCUGACGGCCAAGGGGGAGGAGACUCCUCCGAGUGGUGGUCGGUGGCGUCAGGACAUCACCAUCUCGCCUGAAUCCAUUCCCAGAGGAAUGAACGAGCUGCUGAAUGAGCCGACCGCCUAGGGCCAUGAUCUGCAUCGCCAGCAUACUCUUACCAUCUUUUUUUUUUCUUACAUUCUUCUCACUUUUACUUUCAAGACUACUGGAAUCUGUUCGGAUCCGGUUUAUGGAGAUACCAAUGAUAGACUAUCUGGGGGUUAGGCGUUUGGGUGUGUGGCAUAAUGAAGCAUAAUCACAUUGGACUCUCGUGUCCUCACUUUCUUCUCACGGGCCAGCGCUGUAGACAUGGUUCUGGCAUAUGAGAAUCCGAUGUGUUCCUCUGUGGAUAGAGGCCAUGACCUGUACCAAUCAUUGUAUAACAUGGUUGCACUUCCUGGCGUUUGGGUGGACGGAGUUGCGGUUGUUUUUGCAUGCGGCCGAGUGCGUGGCUGACUGAGGAUUUACAGUGUGAUCGGGCAGAAAACGAACAUUGUACAUUG